This is a messenger RNA of Lucilia cuprina (Australian sheep blowfly), 3470 nucleotides long. Its product is annotated as esterase B1. The transcript is spliced from 4 exons. The record is from RefSeq and is a predicted model, not a curated record. Gene Ontology annotation, molecular function: cholinesterase activity. Bases 19 to 1683 code for a protein of 554 amino acids. Lineage: Eukaryota; Metazoa; Arthropoda; Insecta; Diptera; Calliphoridae.
UUUACCUUUAUUUUUAGAAUGGUAGACUUUAAAGUCCAACAGCGACGUUAUCGCAGUAAAGAGAAAACCAUUGUAUCAACAAUUUAUGGACCCGUUAAGGGAGUUAAACGUAAAUCAAUAUACGGUGAUGUUUUCUUCUCAUUUGAGAAAAUUCCAUUUGCUAAACCCCCCAUUGGUGAACUAAGAUACAAAGCACCACAACCACCAGAGCCAUGGACAGAAGUUAGAAGUUGUACUUCGGCUGGACCGAAACCAUUGCAAAAGCAUUUUGUCUUUCAAAUGACCGAUGGCUCAGAGGAUUGUUUGUAUUUGAAUGUUUAUACAAAGAAUUUGGAUCCCAUUAAACCUUUACCCGUUAUGGUUUGGAUUUAUGGUGGUGGUUUCCAGUUUGGUGAAGCCUCACGUGACCUUUAUAGUCCGGACUAUCUAUUAAGAGAAGAUGUAGUGGUUAUAUCUAUAACCUAUAGAGUGGGUCCCUUUGGUUUCUUGUGUUUACAAGAUCCCAGUUUUGAUGUACCCGGCAAUGCGGGUCUUAAAGAUCAAGUUAUGGCUUUACGUUGGAUUAAAGCCAAUUGUGCUAGCUUUGGUGGUGAUCCUAAUAAUAUCACAUUAUUCGGAGACAGUGCUGGUGGCGCGUCUGUCCACUAUAUGAUGUUGACCGAACAAUGUAGAGAUCUUUUCCAUAAGGCCAUCUGCAUGUCGGGAUGUGCUUUAUCACCCUGGGCUGUAACUCCACAACGCAAUUGGCCCUAUCGUUUGGCUGUAGCUGCCGGUUAUACAGGCGAUAAUAAUGAAAAGGAAAUAUUUGAAUUUCUUAAGAGUGCCAAAGGAGCCGAUAUAAUUAAGGCCAAUGAAGAUUUAUGCACAGAUGCAGAGAAGAGAGAACGUAUUGGAUUUUCAUUUGGACCUGUUAUAGAACCCUAUAUAACCGAACAUUGUGUGGUACCAACUAAGCCGAUAGAAAUGAUGCGUACAGCUUGGAGUAAUAAUAUACCCAUGAUUGUGGGUGGAGUUUCAAAUGAGGGAUUAUUAUUGUAUACAGAAACUAAAAAUAAUCCAAAAUUAUUAAAUGAAUUGGGUGAUUGUCGCUAUGUGGUGCCCUUGGAAUUGAAUAUGGAUCGUAAUAGUGAAUUGUGCAAGGAGUAUGGCGAUCAAUUAAAGACCACAUACUAUGGUGAUAAAGAACCCAGUCUAGAGACUUUACAUGAAUAUUUGUUGAUGGUUUCCCAUGAAUAUUUCUGGUUUCCCAUCUAUCGUACAGUAUUGUCCCGCAUGGAGCAUGCCUCCACAGCACCCACCUAUUUAUACCGUUUCGAUUUCGAUUCAAAGCAUUUCAAUCACUUGCGCAUUUUAAGUUGUGGCAAAAAAGUACGUGGCACCUGUCACGGCGAUGACCUCUCUUAUUUAUUCUACAAUUCAGUGGCACGUAAACUAAAGAAACAUACCAAAGAAUACAAGUGUAUUGAACGUUUAGUGGGCAUGUGGACACAUUUUGCCACCUGCGGCCAACCCAAUUAUGAUCCGGAACAUAGUGAUUUAUGGCAACCGGUCUCAGCUGCUGCUUUAGAGAAAAGACAAAUAAAGUGCCUUAACAUAACGGAUGAAUUGAAAGUUAUUGAUGUUCCCGAAAUGAAAAAGCUAUUGGUAUGGGAAAGCUUUUUUACACGCAACGAAUUGCUAUGAUUUAGUUAAAAUUUCAAUACUAUAAGAUAAAAGAUAAAUUGUUAAAACAUAUAUAUAUUUUUAUACUUUCUUUUUUAAGAAAAAAGAAAGCUAAUUUUUUUGUAUACAAAAGCUCAGCCUAUAGUAUGUUGGUAGCUUUAAACUUACACUAAAUAACGAAACUUAAGUAUAAUAUAUGUUUCUUGCCAUAGAGAUUGUUUGUCUUGGAAAAAGUCUGGAUUACAAAAAGCUUUAAUGUAAAUUUAAUUUGGUUGACCUAGAAAUUUGUAUAUGAAUAGUUUGGAUCAAAGUUGGGUUAUGCAUAGUUUACCUUACAGAAAACUAUGAGGAGUGCUUAGAAAAGCUUAUUUAAUUAAGUUUUUCAGAAAUUUUAACAUAAAAAAUAUUACUAACUAAAACUUUUGAAGUUUUUAAUAUUGAAACCAAAUAGACUUUUAGAAAGCUUUUUAUAUAUACUUUUUUUUUAAGAAAAAUAGCAAUUUUAAAGAAAAUUUAUAAUAAGUUCGUAAUAAGCACAAAAUCUUAGUUAAAAAGUUUAAAAUAAUUAAAAGCUUUUUUUAUUGAAUAUGAAAAAUUAAUAUUAAGAAAAUAGUGAAUAACCUAUGAACAGUUAUUCCAGCAAAGCUUUUUGCUAUGUUAACUUUUGUUUUAAGAAAAGCUUAGAAAACCUACUUUAUUUAUAUUGUUUUACGAAUUUUAGCGAAAAGCUUAUUUUCUUUAGAAAUUAAAACAAAUUGUUAGGCAGCUUUUUGAUGGCUUUAAUUCUAGAAUUAUAAAAGCUUUUUUUAAUUAGACAAACAAAUUGUAAUUAUACUUAAGAUCGUUGCCAGUUAUUUGGAAAAGUUUUGUUUGGAAUGUGUGAAGACGAAUUAUUGUGAUUUAGGAAUGAGUUAUAAGUUUCGAUAAAAAAUAUAAUAAAAUUUAAACUAAACAUUGAAGACGCAACAUAAGUACCUUGGAAAGUUAAAAAAAUUCUUAAACAAAAAUUUAAAUGUUUUUUUUUUUUUAUUAAAAAUCAAUGAAGAAAGCCCAAACUAUUAGUAAACAUAAGAUUUGCUGCUUUUUUAACAUACAUCUUCCUAAACUUAAACUACUCUACUCCAUUUCUAUGUCUCCUUCCUAUUGCUAGGUUAAAGAAAAACUUAAAAAAAAAUUUAUUAAUUUAGGUUUAAAAAAAAAAAUACAGCCCAAGGCUUUAUUAUAAACUAUUUACAUAUAGUUAUAUUUGUUUGAGUAAAUUAUUAUGUUUAAGCAUAAACAUCUACAAAGAAAAAUGUAUUCUAUAAACAUACAUAUACAUAUUUGUUAAACUAUUUCCAUUGUUAAUUUAUUUAUUAAGUAGCCUUAACAAAAAUUGAGUUAAACUAAACAAAUUACAAAAACCAAAAAAAAAAAAAACGAUAAAAACAAAACCCUCCGUAAAUUUAAAGUAUUUAAUAAAAGUUAGAAACAAGCUAACUAUUGAAACCAUAAACUCCGUUUAAAUCAACUAUUUUGCAUUAAUAUAAUUGUCACAAAAAUGCAGCACACAUUAGUAAAACUUAAUUUUGCACAAGAAAAAAAGAAUAUAAAAAUUUAAUUAUAGAUGUAUUUUUAUAAAAAAAAACAAAAAGUUCAAAUAAUUGAAAUAGUUAUAAAAAUAAAUAUUAUUGUAACUGUUCUAAAUCUUAUCAGGUAUAACAAAAUAAGAUGAAUUAUUGUCAAACUAAAAUAACAAAUUAAAAAAAAAAAAAAAAACAAAGUAAAUUUUAAUCAAUAAACUAUAAUUCAAAAGAAACUUUUGAAAU